Oryzias latipes (Japanese medaka) is the source of this 1146-nucleotide messenger RNA. RefSeq lists its product as uncharacterized. The record is from RefSeq and is a predicted model, not a curated record. NCBI's taxonomy places the organism in Eukaryota, Metazoa, Chordata, Actinopteri, Beloniformes, Adrianichthyidae.
GCCAAAAAAGUGUGAGCACCUCUGAUCUAUCUAUUUAAUUUGAAAAGAAAAAACGGCCAACAAUAUCUGGAAACUCAGUGAGGAGUUUUAGGCUUCAUGAAGUAGCAGGGUGUCACCCCUCCUCCACCGCUCAAUUAAUGGGCCCAUCAGAAUCAGCCAAUCACAGCGCUUUGCCAGAGAGCAGUGAGGGCAAAAGUCCACACCUGCAGGGAGCUGCUUAGUGACAAGAUGGAGCGUUUUCAAAAGGGGAUCAAGAAGUUGCAGACUCACCAUGGAGAGUGUGAAAUAAGGCAUGAAAAGGCACAGUUGGAGGCUGCUAUGGCAGAUCUUGAUCGAACUGAAUGCCAUACAGCAGCUGAAGAAUGCAUCUCAUCAGAUGGAAACAGGCAAGCCUCAAGCUCUGGUGAAAAAAAGAAAAAGGAUGAACUCAAACAUCAUGGUGGCGAUGAUGAUGGCGAUGAUGAUGGAGACGAGCAGGCCUCAAGCUCUGGUGGAAGAAAGAAAAAAGGAGACACCAAAAGGGACACACCGAAACAGAGUGGAGGCGAUGAUGAUAACGUUGACGAUGAUGAUGGAGACGGGCAGGUCUCAAGCUCUGGUGGACAAAAGAAAAAAGGAGACACCAAAAUGGAAGCACCGAAACAUCAUGGUGGCGAUGACGAUGAUGACGAUGAUGAUGGAGACGGGCAGGCCUCAAGCUCUGGUGGACGAAAGAAGAAAGGAGACACCAUAAUGGAAGCACCGAAACAUCGUGGUGGCGAUGAUGAUGACGACGUUGAUGACGAUGAUGAUGGAGACGGGAAGGCCUCAAGCUCUGGUGGACGAAAGAAGAAAGGAGACACCAUAAUGGAAGCACCGAAACACCGUGGUGGCGAUGAUGAUGACGACGUUGAUGACGAUGAUGAUGGAGACGGGCAGGUCUCAAGCUCUGGUGGACAAAAGAAAAAAGGAGACACCAAAAUGGAAGCACCGAAACAUCAUGGUGGCGAUGACGAUGAUGACGAUGAUGAUGGAGACGGGCAGGCCUCAAGCUCUGGUGGACGAAAGAAAAAAGGAGACACCAUAAUGGAAGCACCGAAACAUCAUGGUGGCGAUGACGAUGAUGACGAUGAUGGUGCGUUAAGCUUUGAAAACCUCAGUUAUUAA